AUGAAUUAUCAAAGACAGUGGAAACUCAACUCUGUAAUACUUCAGGAUCCCCAAAGUUUGGCCCAUAUUAUACAAAAUUACACACAAUUGAAGAAUCUUAAUGCAGGCAAACACAUUCAUGCCCAACUCAUUCGCUCUGUUCGUCGAGUAUGCAAAUAUGUCAACAAUUAUCUCCUCAACUUGUACGCCAAAUGUGGGCACCUCGAUUAUGCCCAGAAACUGUUCGACAAAAUGCCUCAAAGGAACUUGGUGUCAUGGACUGCAUUGAUCACUGCUUUUACGCAGCACUCGCUAUGCGUGCAAGCAUUGCAAGUCUUUUCCCAAAUGAGAAUUGCGGGGGAGAAUCCGAAUCAAUUUACGUUUUCGAGUAUUAUUCAGGCGACAACGUUACUUAGAGACGCCGGUUUUGGAAGGCAAAUGCAUUGCCUUAGUGUAAAAUGUGGGUUCAGCCAUGAGCUAUUUGUGGGUAGUAACCUUGCUGACAUGUAUUCCAAAUGUGGGAUGAUUCAUGAGGGGUGUAAGAUUUUCGAGGGGAUGCCUCAUAAGGAUAAAGUCUCUUGGACCUCGAUGAUCAAUGGAUAUGCCAAGAAUGGCAACUAUAAGGCGGCUUUAUUUGGUUUUAAGACAAUGUUGUUUGAGGGAAUACUAAUUGACAAUUAUGCAAUGUCUAAUACUUUAAGUGCUUCUGGGGCGAUGAAGGCGUAUGCAUUUGGUAGCUCAGUUCAUUCCAUGGUUGUGAAAUCAGGCUUGGAGAAGGAGACUGGCGUGGGCAAUGCACUAGUGGAUAUGUACUCAAAAAUGGGUGACAUGGAAAAUGCUUUGAAAGUGUGUGGGAACAACUCUUGGCGCAUGAAUAUUGUGUCAUAUACCUCUAUGAUUGAUGGAUAUGCGGAAGCUGGUCGAGUAGAUAAAACACUUGAGAUGUUUGUUGAAUUGAGGAGGCAAGGCGUAGAGCCAAAUGAAUUUACGUUUUCUAGUUUGGUGAAGGCUUGUGCUAAUCAAGCAGCACUUGAGCAGGGGUCGCAGCUUCAUGCUCAAGUGACCAAAAUGAAUUUUACAGCAGACCCUUAUGUGUCAUCCACUCUAGUUUUCAUGUAUGGGAGAUGUGGGUUAGUUGAUCUUUCUGAACGCUUAUUCAACUGCGUAAAAAACCCAACUGAAUAUGUAUGGAAUUCGUUGUUAGGUGGGUUUUCUCAGCAUGGCUUAGGGGGAAAAACCAUUAGAGUUUUCGAAAGAAUGGUCCUUAGAGGUAUAAAGCCGAAUAAUAUAACCUUUAUGAACCUCUUGACAGGUUGCAGCCGUUCUGGGUUGGUUAAAGAAGGGUUGGAUUACUUCAGUUCUAUGCAGAGGCAGUAUGGUGUAACACCUACAGAGGAGCACUACUCAUGUAUUAUUGAUCUACUUAGCAGAGCAGGGAAGCUCAAAGAAGCCGAUGACUUCAUUAGUCAUAUGCCAUUUGAGCCAAAUGCUUUUGGUUGGUCUUCAUAUCUCGGGGCUUGCAAAAUUCGAGGUGAUAAAGCACGUGCUGAAAUUGCCGCGGACAAGCUAUUGAAACUGGAGCCUGAGAAUAGCAGCAUACACAUUUUGCUCUCGAGUAUCUAUGCAAAGGAAAGACAAUGGGAAGAUGUAAGGAAUUUAAGGAAGAAGAUAAAAGAUGACAAUAUGAGGAAGGUACCUGGCUAUAGCUGGGUCGAUGUUGGGAACAAAACUCAUGUUUUCGGAGCACAUGGAUGGUCUCAUAUUCUGCAAAGGGAGAUCUACGAGAAGCUCGAUAGUCUCAUAGAGGAGAUAAAGAAAGUUGGAUAUGUACCCGAAAGAGAUGCUGUCCAUAUGGAUGUAGAUGACAACACAAAGGAGAAGAUCCUUCGAUAUCAUAGCGAGAAGAUAGCUGUUGCAUAUGCAUUAAUGAGUCUGCCAUCUUGGAAGCCUAUCAUCAUUAAAAAGAAUUUGAGGACAUGUUUGGACUGUCACUCUGCAUUCAAGUUAAUAGCAAAAGUUGCUGGUAGAAGUAUAAUUGUGAGAGAUAGUAGCAGGUUCCAUCAAUUUUCUGAUGGAUCUUGUUCCUGCGGAGACUUUUGGUAG
Molecule: messenger RNA, 2082 nt
Organism: Beta vulgaris subsp. vulgaris (sugar beet)
Lineage: Eukaryota; Viridiplantae; Streptophyta; Magnoliopsida; Caryophyllales; Amaranthaceae
Product: putative pentatricopeptide repeat-containing protein At5g52630
Exons: 1
Coding region: 1-2082 (693 amino acids)
Biological process (GO): RNA modification
Molecular function (GO): zinc ion binding; protein binding; RNA binding
Source: RefSeq, a predicted model, not a curated record